Molecule: messenger RNA, 1291 nt
Organism: Phialemonium atrogriseum
Lineage: Eukaryota; Fungi; Ascomycota; Sordariomycetes; Cephalothecales; Cephalothecaceae
Product: Alpha/Beta hydrolase protein
Exons: 2
Coding region: 188-1246 (352 amino acids)
Molecular function (GO): hydrolase activity
Source: RefSeq, a predicted model, not a curated record
GUUCUCCCAAGAUCUUGGCGCGAAAGUGCCGACGAGGGAAGAGGGGUUGUAAACUUGAGGGGUGCCAACUACAAACCCAACUUUGUAAACCAGCACCCUAAAUGCUGGUUUGCCCUCUCGUUAAUCCAGCCGUCAAUUAUCGUCAGCCCAAGCAUCAUCAUAUCCUUUGUUAAAGAGAUUGGGCAUCAUGUGCGACUUCUCCUGCUAUGGAGGCGCCAGCGAAGAGUGGCUCGCUGUGGCGGACAGCUUACCCCCGCCUCCGCCGGCGGAUAUGCCGUUGACUGAAGUGGUGAGGUUAAAUAACGAAAAACGGGAGAUCAUGGCCGCAGAAGCGAUGGAGUCUCUGCGACCCAAAGUUCACAUCCGAGACUACUCGAUCCCCACGAGGGACGGGAGCUCGGUCGAGGGGCGCAGCUACAGACCGGUGUCGGCUGAUGCAGCCACGCGCCUGCCAGUCUACAUACAUCUGCACGGCGGCGGCUACAUGUUUGGAAGUCUCUCCUCCGAGGACGCCAUCUGCUCUCGAAUCGCCCUCAACGCCCAGGUUGUAGUGCUCAACGUCAACUACCGACACACGCCAGAGCACACCUAUCCUACCGCGUGGCAUGAUGUGCAGGAUGCCUUCGAGUGGGCCCACGCGCAUAUUGACGACCUUGGCGGCGACGGUCAGAAGUUGCUGAUCGGGGGCAUCUCGGCAGGCUCGACACUUGCCGCGUCGCUCACCCUGGAACAGCACCUCGGGAGGGUGGCAGCCAACCUCCCCCGCGUCGCCGGGCAGGUCUUGAUGGUCCCAUCUCUCUCCAACAUUGGCUGGCACGAGCCGCAGGUGGGGCAGCUGAAGGAUCCAUCAGUGUCUUCGUACAAGGAGAACGAGAACGCCCCCAUCCUGCCCGUGAAGAUGAUCCACUUCUUCACGAGUCUUCUGAAGAUUGAAAAUGUGGAAGCGGAAGGCACCAAGCUGAACCCUGGAAAUGCUACCCCUGAACAGGUGGUUGGACUUCCGCCAACCAUCUUUGGGGUCGCGGGUCUCGACCCGUUGAGGGAUGAAGGCUUGCUUUACGCAAAGAUGCUGGCAGAAGCUGGAGUUCCUACAGACAUCAACGUGUUUGUGGGGUUGCCUCAUGCGUUCGCCAUGGUUGGAGACAAGCUCUCAGCUACGAAACGGUGGAAUGAGGUUAUGGAGAAUGGUAUACAGUGGGCUUUGACAAAGCCUAGGGCUACCAAGGAGUUUACAGUGAAGACGUAGAGCGCUCUCUUUAUUAGUUUGCCUGAAUCAAGCCUCAUGAUAUAA